Myzus persicae (green peach aphid) is the source of this 3299-nucleotide messenger RNA. RefSeq names its product transmembrane protein 135-like. The transcript is spliced from 7 exons. Lineage: Eukaryota; Metazoa; Arthropoda; Insecta; Hemiptera; Aphididae. The record is from RefSeq and is a predicted model, not a curated record. The coding region runs from base 1917 to 3059 and encodes 380 amino acids.
AAUUUUUUUUUUCUUUUGAUUAUUGAAAUACAUAAAUAGUUACUGUUAGUAUUUUUAUAUUUUAAAUGCUUACAGUUUUUUUUUUCAGUUUCCAUUCCUACAUGAAUGUAAAGUGUUGAAUAGUAUAGAAAACAGUUGUGCUCUGUACUUUAGCCACACUUAAGACUAUAUAUAUAUAUAGGUACUAUAUACACAUAAUUUAUAAUCAUAUUUACUUAUAUUCACUAUACUCGUACAUAAUAUAAUUACAUUACAGCUGCAUUGAACAUUAUAUAUUUUAUUUUGUGCCAAACUAUUGCUUUACUACCUCUAAAAUGAUUGUUGGGAAAUACAUAGACAACCACCUCAAUCUGAAUAUUAUGCUAAACAAGUGCAUCCAUAAUUUAACAUAAUACCCCAAAAAUACACGAGUAUGAAGUAGUUCCGUUAUAAUUUAUAUCUAUGAGAAAUAUGUAUUUAUACAAUUUGUGUAUUUUACGAAAAUGUAUGAAUACUCGGAAUAAUCGUUAAAUUAAACGAAUAGUCACGUAGAUUGUACACCAUUAAUCAACUAUGGCACUGUUUCUUGUAUUUUACUAAUAUGGCAUAAUAUAUUUGUUUCACUCCUGUCACUUUACUGACAAUCUGUGGAAAGGUGGCUGGCGGAUGACGAUAAUUCCGAAUAUUUGUACAAGUACUUAAGUAGUAAGUACAGGAGUCAUGGGUUUGUGGGAAGGAGAAAACCUAGCUCAAGAGUACGUUGCACCGACAUUUUUUGGCUGUUUACUGGUCGAUUAUUGGCACACAAUCCGAAUCACCUUAAUGAAAAUACAUCCGGUUGACACCGGCAAUCCGACGGUAUUAAACCAGGUGACCCAAGUGUUUCUACUCAUUAUUUUAAAAAGUUAACUUAUUUGAAAAUUUUCUUUUUAUAUAAUUGUGUGCCACUUCAAAACAACGUUUCUGAAAAAUAUUAUAUUUUUAAGUUUUUACUCUUUUGAAUGAUACCAAACAUUUUGUAUUUCAUAUUCUGGAGCAGAAUAUUAUCAAGAGUAUUUCGAGGGAUGAAAAUCAAAUUUCGGAGAAGUAGGUGGUUCAUUAGUUAAACCCAUAAGUAUUUAAAGUUUAGAUAAGUAUAAGUAGAGUAGUUAUAUUUUUAUUUUAGUUGGUGGUAUAAUAUUAUGUGGAUUGUAUUGUUAGCUGGGCUAAUUAUCCUACUAACUAUUGGUUUAUUUAUGAGAAUUGAGAUAUAUUAUAGCACUGAAAUACUGAAUAAUAAAAUGAAAAAUAUACCUACGUAUAAUGUAUGUAAUAUUAUAUAGUUUCGACCGUAGCAUUCAAAGUGUUAAGAAACUCGAGAAAUGAGAAUGGAGAUAAGAAACCGGGAAAGUAGGAAACUAAUAACUAUAUUAUUAUUGUAAUGAAUUCAUAUUUCAGGAUCACAAAUUCAUAACACAACGGGAUAUAGAGGAAAUCUAGGCCAAAGAUUAAUCAAUCAAUAUUCACUAAUUCACUAUUCAGUCAAGAAAUUUGUGGGUCCAAAGCGGUGUAUAAUUAUCCCGCACCGGGAUAAUGAACCAUCCAACCAUGUCAAUAAUGAAUUAUGAAUAAUAAUAUUAUACAAAAAUGCAAAUAUCUCUGAGCGUUUUUUUUUCAAACAAGUUUGAGCGAGCGUUUUAAAUAGUUGCGAAAUCGUUAUUUUACAUUUCAAUCAAUACUUGAAUACCUACUGCAACAGUGGUGUUAGGAGUAAGUUACUGAGUAGUGAGUACUGCUAAAUAUAUAAUAGGUUAUUCUCAACUAAUUUUUUUCUUUUGUUGAAGUGUAUAAUUUAAUAUAAUGUUUUGUCGCAAUGGUAAAUUGAUUUGAAUCUCUGUAGUGUCUUUCAAACACAAAUAUAAAUACAUAACUGGUAGCUCGUGCCUUUACUUAACACUAUGGUGGUGGCUAGUAAAAUAUUAAAUACAAUAAAUACGCCAUGCCAUGAAUUAGUACACCCGUGGGUGACUUCAUGUUGCGACGCAAGUACCGGCUUACUGAUUCAUUCGAUCCAAACUUCGUUUCGAAUUUACGUUACUACGUACAUGUUAACUUUACUGAUGAAAGGUCGAAAGCCGACCAAGAAGGAGCUCAAACGAACCCUGUUGAGCAUUUUACAGUCUACUGCUUUUCUGUCAUGCCAUUCAUUUGGUUUUUUGUCUGCUGUGUGCUUACUAAGAAGAAUAUUUGGGAAUUUCAAUGUGCUAAGCAUAGCAUCCCUUCCGUGUUCUCUAUCCAGUCUAGUCGCUAUAUUAAUUGAAAGGCCAUCUAGACGAGGAGUACUAAGUCUUUAUGUAACAAAUGUUUUAGGAAAAUCAAAUCAAGGUACUAUCCGAAAAGCAAUUACUGGUAUACAUCAAGCGUAUUAUACUAUAAACAGUGAAUUAAAAACAAUUUGGACCAGUGAUAUAUGUCCACACACUUAUGGUUGUUUAUAUUAUAUUCUUAGUUCAGGAACAAGAUUAUUUUUAGUUGGUUAUGCAUUACAAUUAAGUUUGAAGUCCUUGUUACAAGCCAACCAAAUUUUACGUAAACCGAGUUAUAUUUUAAAAUUAAUGAUAUCGUCAGAUACAUUUAGGUUAGGAGCGUUUCUUGGAGGAUUUGCUUCCAUUUAUAGAAUUGUAUCAUGUGUAAUGAGAAGAUUUCUAGGUAAAGACUCAAAAUACAUAUGUAUUCCUGCUGGAUCAUUGGCUAGUCUCACUUAUUGUUUGUAUCGUAAUAACACAAUUGCUUUAUAUGUUAUGUUGAAAACAUUACAGAUAAUGUAUGUUAAAGGUUCUAACAAUGGACUGUUUCCUGAUUUACCUCAAGCAAAUAUAUUCUUUUAUUGUUUUUCUACAGCUAUUUUAUCUCAUGCAGCUAUACUUGAACCCCAUAACUUAAGACCAUCUUAUUGGAAAUUCUUACAGUCUCUAUCUGGAGAAAUAAUAGGCACAGUUGAUCGAUAUUAUUUAGAUACGUUUGGUCUUAAGUCGAGUGAAUCACUUGAAAUAGUAUUAAAAAAAAACAAGCAUGUUCCAUCACACGUUUUUAAAUUUUAAACUAAUGUUAUUAGUUGAGGAUGGAAGAUUAUGUAUGGUUAAUGGUGUAUGUAUUGUAAUAGGGUAGUUAAAUUUAAAGUAUAUUUUAAUGUUGUUAUAGUUUUUAUUUUAUGGGAAACAAUUUGAUUUUUAAGUUAUUAAAUUAUUAAUUUAUUUUUGUACGCUUGCUUUUUAUUAGGUUAGAUUAAAAAUACAUUAAAAUAAGACAAUUAUUAUACCAGACAGAUCUUUAUAAAUAAA